Messenger RNA from Leptopilina boulardi, 2760 nucleotides. RefSeq lists its product as uncharacterized. The transcript is spliced from 5 exons. The record is from RefSeq and is a predicted model, not a curated record. The coding region runs from base 209 to 841 and encodes 210 amino acids. NCBI's taxonomy places the organism in Eukaryota, Metazoa, Arthropoda, Insecta, Hymenoptera, Figitidae.
UUAAGUUAGUUCAACGUUGGUCAUUCUCGUGUAAACACAAAAAUUGCUUCCUUAAACUUAUUUUUUUCGUGUAAAUUUCAUUUUUGAAUACUGCGAAUAUUAACUAUAAAAUAAAUAUAAUUAACUAUUUAAUUAUAUUUAAAACAAAUAUUUGAAUUUUUUUUCUCAAUUACUGUCAUAUAACAAAAAAAAAAAAUAUAUAUUCAUCAUGAAAAAUUUUGGAAUAUUUUUCGUUCUUAUUAUUUUUUGUGCCAGCGUCAAAUCAGAUUAUUGGUCAGACUUUGAGGAUAGUUUUAAGAAUUUUGAAAAAGAAAUGGAAGAAAAAGGAAGACGGAUGGAAGAAGAAGGUAGACGGAUGGAAGAAGAGGCAGAAAAAAUGAAUAAAUAUUGGGAAAAACAGAGUGCAUUGAUGGAGCAAGAACAAGAAAAGGCGAAACUAAAGCAAAAUGAAAUUUUAAAUACAGCAAUUUUAAUAGAAAAAGGACAAGCACCCGUCAAUGUAAAAUCAAACACAACUUCUUUUACUACGAUUUCCUAUGGUAGACCUAUGACAAUAAAAUCUACAAUCUUCUCACUUGGCGAUGACAAAAAAGGUGAAACUUAUUCUGUCCAAUCUGUUUAUGAAGGAUCAGUAAUAAAUAAUUGGUCGAUAACAACAAAUUCAUGGAAUAACAAUGGAGCAAAAAAAUCUAAUGAAUUUACCAAUAGAAGAACAACUUCUUACAUUAAUAAUAAUUCUAACUACGAAAUUAUUAAUAAUGGAGGUUCAACUUCUUACGUUCAAAAUGUUCCUAAUGAAAAUAGUGGAAAAAUAAUUAUCAAUGGACGAAUUAUUAAUUAGUUAUGGAUUAAGUAAUUUUUCGAAAAAAAAAAAUUUUUUUUUAAAUUAUUACAAUAACUAUAUAAAUUCAUUGUCUGUAAUGAAUUAUUUCAAAAUAAAAACAAUUGCAAUUAAAAAAAAAUAAAUAAAUAUCAUUAAAUUGUUUUUUAAUUUAGAAACUGUUUUUUGAUUUUGAAAAGCAUCAUCCCACUAAAUGCUGAAUAGUCAAAUUUACAUUUUAACAAAAAAAAAAAAAAAAAAAAAAAAUCCACUGUUGCCAAGUCGAAAAGUAUUUCUAAAAUAAAACUUUCAAAUUUUGAAAUUAGUUAACCAUCGAUCGUUAUUGUGUGAAGAGAAAAAAUUUUUUCUCUCAAAAACUAAUUAAUUUUACAAUUAAUUUGUUAUAAAAAUCAUGAAUUUUAUCAUGAAAAAUUUGAAAAUAUUUUUUAUUAUUGCAUUAUUUAUUGCUGAUGUGAAUUUACAAGAACAAAAAACGUUCACUGAAGAAGAGGUGUUAUUAAAACAAAACGAAUUUUUAAAAACAGCAGAACAAAUAGAAAAUGAAAAUCCACUAACUAAUUUAAAUUCAAACACAACUACUUUUACAUUGAAUAUCAGUGGUAGAUGGCUAACAACAAAAAUGACAAUCUUCUCGAUUGGAAAUAAAACUGAAGGUGCUUUUCAUAUUGUAAUAAGUUUGUAUUUAGAAUCAAGAAAUGAGCAGUGGAUAAUAAAAACAUUUGAAUGGUAUAAUAAUGGAAAAAAAAAUUCUUACGAUAUUAUGGGAUAUGAUAUUCGAGGAAUCGAUUUUAAUAAUCAAACUUAUUUAAUUAAACGAAAAGAGAAUUCUAUGAUAAAAAAUAAUUUCACAUUAGAGGAAAAUCAAACUUUAGAAAUAGCAAAAUUAAUAGAAAAUGGAAAUGCACCUGUUAAUGUAAAAAAAUCAAAUACAACUUCUUUAACAAUGAACGUGAAUGGUAAGCAGAUGACAAUAAAAAUUACAAGUUUUCAUAUUGGAUUCGUAACAGAAGGUUCUUUAAAAAUUGUUGAAACUAUUUUUGAAGAUUCAGAAAUAAAAGAUUGGGCAAUUGACACAUUUAUAUGGAAUGGAACAAGAUUAUCAUUUCAUCAUCAUCGAAUGAAUGGAGGGAUUAUUUCUUGAGGUUAAAAUAUAAAAUAUCGACCAUUUAUAAAUAGAAAAAAAUUAGUAUUUCAUAAAUUCAUUUAAAUAACAAAAUUAAUUUUAUUUUAAAUUUAGAUUUCUAACGUAAAAUUAAAUGAAUAUAAACAAAAUAAAUUAACAAUAAUAAAAAUAAUAAUAAUAAUAAUAAUGUAAAUAAAAUUAAUUAAUAAAAAGAUAAAUAAAAUUAAUUAAUGACACCAAAAAAAAAAAAUAAGAGAAAAUUUUAUUAUUAUUUAAAACAUGAAAAAUAAGAAUUUUUUUUAUUUUUUGCACGAAACGGAAGACGGGGUUUUGUAACAAUAAGAAAAAAUAAAUGAGAUAAUUGGUUAGAUAAGAACUAUUCGAGCAUCGAACACCCCGAAAGGGUUAACAAGCUCUCUUUCUCUCUUUUUUUUUUUUUUUUUUUUAGUGUGAGUGUGCACUUAAAACGACGAUUAUAUAUACACAUUUACACAUUUGUAAAUUGGUGAGGAAACAAGCAAAGGCAAAUACUUUGCACACAAGCUUUUCAACAAUGUGUGAACGUGUGCGAGUUAACUUUAUAUAUACUUUGUCUAAAAUCACGCAAACUCACAGAGUCACGCGAGAUCAAUCGAAAAUAUCGAUUAUCCAACUAUAUAUAUAUAUGUAUGUAUAUAAUAGUGUAAAAGAUAAAACUAAUUAGAAAAAAACGAUGUAAUUAAAAAAAAAAUAAGGAAAAUAUUUUUAAAAAAAUUUUUUAUUAUAAUUAAAUAAAUAAAAGAAUAAACUAUAAAAA